This is a messenger RNA of Lampris incognitus (smalleye Pacific opah), 1217 nucleotides long. RefSeq names its product glycophorin C (Gerbich blood group) (gene gypc). The record is from RefSeq and is a predicted model, not a curated record. Gene Ontology annotation, cellular component: cortical cytoskeleton; membrane. NCBI's taxonomy places the organism in Eukaryota, Metazoa, Chordata, Actinopteri, Lampriformes, Lampridae. The coding region runs from base 346 to 666 and encodes 106 amino acids. The transcript has 4 exons.
GAAAAGAAGAGAGGGGGAACGAGUUUGCAAAAGAAAAAAAAAGAAAAAGAAAAAAACACACACACACUUACUUCACGUGCAGCUCACCCUGUGCUUGCAAAAUGUACAAGAAUAUUAGCAGAUUGGAGUUAAUGGUGCAAGUCAAGUGAUUCUUUUAACAGGGGAUCAGCUUCCACGCAGUCCGCUGCCCUGUGUAAAUGUCUGUCUCCCCUUUGACGUGAGGACUGUGCAGAGAGCAAGGGAAACACCACAGGGCUGACGGAAACUUGUGGCUGUGCAGCUCUGGAAAAGCUGGUGCUGUCCCCCUCAAUCGCCUCCCUGCAACAUUCCAAAGACAUCCCUGGCAUGGAGAACUCUUCAGCUAUGGCAUUUACUCCAGCCACUCCUCAGGCAAAAAGAGAGGCCACAACACUGGCUAUGCUAACCCAUUACGACGUGGACGACAGAUACUUCGAUGCCAUUCUAGGAGCUGUCAUAGCUGCUGUUGUCCUGGUGCUCAUCUGUCUGGUGGUCGUCCUCAUUCACUACAUGUACCGGCACAAGGGCACUUACCACACCAACGAGGCCAAGGGCACCGAAUUCGCCGAAACAGCAGAUGUGGCGCUCCGCAGCGACCCCGCGCUGCAAGGCGCCAUGGACGAGAGCAAGAAGGAGUACUUCAUCUGAGGAGGCACCAGCCAUUGCCUCUGUCGCCUCUGGUUUCCACUGAACGUGAACCUUCCAGUUAAUGUAAUUUAUAGGCAGACUUUGAUUUUGGAAGGUAACCCUAGAUGAGUCCCCCCCGAGAUGCAAGAAUGUCUGAGUAAAGGACAGUCUUUUAUUUUGCCUCUUUUCAUUUCAGUCAUCAAUCCUGUGUGACAGAUUUGAUGCCGGUCUGUCAACAUAAAAAGCCUCAGUGGAUGAUAGAAACUCUGUUGUCAAGUCUGGAUAAGCCCAUGACAAACCAAAUGGUUACGGAAACCUGACUAGUCUGCAGCAGAAACAUUCUAGGGUAAUCGAUUUCAUAUUUUAUCUGUUAUAUACCACCAUUACAGGAUUUAUAGAUGCCGUCCAUGACACACACACAAAAAAAAAAUAUAUAUAUGCUAACCAAACUAUGAAGUAUCAAAAUCAGUUCGAAACAAAUGUGAAAAAGUGUCAAAACAUGUACAAGGUGAAGUCACCGCUGUGAAGUUGCACCCUAUGUAAUCACAACAUGAAUAAAAAUACUCAUUUGU